AUGGCAUCACUACCAGAAUCCUACGAAAAGCUCAGCUUCCCAACCCUCCUCAUCUCCCAUCACCCGCCAUCCUCGCCCUCUCCAACCCCAAUCAUCAUCGUCAAACUCCACCGUCCGUCGCACCGCAAUGGCUUCACAGACAUCAUGGCCGACAAUCUCGUCACCGUCUUCAACACCCUCUCCCUCGACCCCCGUGUCAAAGCCAUCAUCCUCACCUCCUCCGACACUCAAAACAAGAUGUUUUGCGCCGGAAUGGACUUCUCCUCGCCUCAGGGCGUCUCGACCACCGCUGAGCUUCACCGUGACGGAGGCGGCCGCAUCUCCGUCGCCAUGUACAGAUGCAACAAGCCCGUCAUCGCGGCCAUCAACGGCCACGCCGUCGGCGUCGGCAUCACCAUGACCCUCCCCGCCAACAUCCGCAUUGCUAGUUCCGAAGCCAGGAUCGGUUUCGUCUUUGGCAGAAGGGGCUUCUGUCUCGAAGCCUGCAGCAGCUUCUUCCUGCCGAGACUGAUUGGGACGUCCAAGGCGCUGCAUUUGACAACUACAGGUGCCGUCUACCCAGCCAACCAUAAGCUCUUCGACGGACUGUUCAGUGAGGUUGUCCCCCCCGAGGAGGUUUUUCCCACGGCGUUGAAGAUCGCCGAGGAUAUCAGCGUGAAUGUGAGCAAUGUCUCGUCGAGGGUGAUGAAGGAUAUGAUUUACAGAACGACAAGCUCCCCAGAGGAAGCGCAUCUGCUGGAGAGCAGGUUGUUUCACGGGUUGUUUAGGGGCAAGGAUGCCAAAGAGGGUGUUGAAAGCUUCAUGCAGAAGAGGCAGCCUGACUUUAAGGGCACCAUGGAGGAUGGUUUGCCGCAUUAUCCGUGGUGGACGCCCGUUGAUGUCAAGCCGCCUGCUAAACUAUAG
Messenger RNA from Metarhizium brunneum ARSEF 3297, 903 nucleotides. RefSeq names its product Enoyl-CoA hydratase ACTT3 (gene ACTT3). The record is from RefSeq and is a predicted model, not a curated record. Lineage: Eukaryota; Fungi; Ascomycota; Sordariomycetes; Hypocreales; Clavicipitaceae.